Molecule: messenger RNA, 2880 nt
Organism: Aphanomyces astaci
Lineage: Eukaryota; Oomycota; Saprolegniomycetes; Saprolegniales; Verrucalvaceae
Exons: 11
Coding region: 474-2522 (682 amino acids)
Cellular component (GO): Golgi medial cisterna; membrane; Golgi trans cisterna
Source: RefSeq, a predicted model, not a curated record
GAGCAUUUGUACCUCGACAAGAACGUUCGGAGCUUCAAAAAGUCCAGGGAACAAGGUCAACAUCGCACCACGAGAACGUUGCCGAGUGCGUGAUCCCACAGGAAUACGCGUGAACCCGUUGGAUGUGGCAAUGGGCAGGCGAUGGUCGUGGACGUGUUUGAUCUGUCGCUUCAGCGGCGCCAAACUCAUCCUUCGACGAUCCUGGUAGUGCAGCGGACGUACGCUCAAAGCGUGUGGGCUCAUCUUCAUGAGCUGUGGUGGUGGUGCCCAUGGUGCUGACGACGCUGCAGCAGCGCGGACAGUUCGCAAAGCGCCCUGCACUCGAAACAUAUUUUGCACAUUUUAUACAUUUAGAAUGCCCUUUAAAAUGUGCAAGUUUUUAAAAGCCCUUUGAUACAAGAACUUUAGGGUGGUUGUAACGAGGGCACCAAUCACGUGGCGAUACAUGGUGGCGACUGACUUUAAGGAUCAUCAUGGGCAACAGCGACUCCAAGAGCAAGUUCCGCGAAUCGGUGUACAAGCUGAGCAAUGAGGAGGUGGCCAGUCGCCAGCUCGAGUUCUGGGACAAGCUGUGGAAGAUCCCGACAACGGCCGAAGAGAUCUUCACGCUUAUCCAGCCCGACGACAUUCGCAUGCUGCGGCAAAACCAGCAGGGAAACCUCAGCACCAUGUUGACCCAAGCAAUCUCGCAGCUCCACCAGAUCGUCGAGACGCCCUUGCCAAAGUACUAUCCCCAAGCCGUCAACUGCAUCCGAGUGCUUACCCGUGUCAUGCCAUUCAUCCUCGAGGACCGAUCGGACGAGUUUGUCCAACAACUGCUGUGGGGCCCGCCACCCAACGUCAGCACUACGACCGACGCGUCCGAUGGCGACACCAGCGCGGUACCUAUGAGUUUGGCACAGAAACUUGUGGAUGCGACCCUCGGCCUGCUCUUCUUACCCGAUUUUACGGUGUCGGCUGGAGCUUACAAAGCAUACCGCGACCAACUGUCGGCGUCGGCCAACAACAACGUCGUGUACCCUCCAUUGCUAUGGUACAACGGCGUGGGGUACCCCGAUGUAUCCGCGGUGGCGUCGGUUCAAUUCGACAAGAACCGCAAGGAAGUGCUCAAGCUCCUGCUAACGUGCUUCUCCAGCAUCCUCUACCAUACUGCUGAUUCGUGCGAAGCAUAUGUCGAUCCAUUCCUAGCUUUCGCGACACGAAAGAACUCGCGAUUUGCGCCGACAUUGUUCUACUCCCUUGUGAACGUCACGCUCUUGUACGAUCCCGUGGGCUGGGGCGUGCCAUAUGCUGGCUCAAUCGUUGCGGAUGAACGGGAAACUUUGGUGGAUGUGUCCAUUCAGGUGCUGCUGGUGCUGCUCGAUUUUGGGGCCCCUGCCACCAACGUGGCCCCCGAGGACGACUCGAUUGCAGAGUUUGACUCGAACAACCAGUAUCGGGCGCUGCUGUCGUCUAUCCAGCGCGAGGAAGAUUUCGAGCUGCUUUUCAACGGUUUGGCCAAGUUGCUCAACAACUACCACCAAGCCAUGAACACGUUGCUCCCAAACUCGAUCAAACAAAUCAAAUGCCACCAGGAACUACUCGUGUUGCUGUGGAAGUUGCUUGAUGAAAACAAAGCGUUUCUCCAGUACACGUUGAAGCGCGCCGACAUGAACCGCAUCGUCGUGCCGUUGCUGUUUCUCAUGUACGAAGGCCGCAAGGAACCGUCCAAGGUUGGGAUGAUUCACAUUUGCACGUUCAUUCUGCUGCUCCUGAGCGGGGAACGAGACUUUGCCGUCAACUUGAACAAACCGUUUGAGCUCAAGUUGCCGCUGGACCUGCCGCCAUUCCACGGCAACCACGCGGACCUGCUCAUCGUGUGUCUGCACAAGGUGAUUGUGAAUGGCUACGAGAAGCUCAACUCGGUGUACAACUGCUUCCUCACCAUCGUGAGCAACAUCUCGCCGUACGUGAAGAAGCUCAACAUGGUGUCCAGCGUCCGCCUUCUCCGCCUCUUCAAGCUGUUUUCGCAGCCGCGGUACCUUUUCGACAACGACGCCAACCACCACCUUAUCUUUUUCCUUCUCGACACGUUCAACAACUUGAUCCAGUACCAGUACGAAGGCAACGAGCAGCUCGUGUAUGCGAUGGUGCAGAACAAGGAUCUGUUCCAGAAGCUCAAUGCGCUCGCCAUGCCUGCUGCUUCCGCCCACAUUGCUCCGACAACCGCGACCCCCAAGGCCCAAGACAGCUUGGACGAAGUGGAUGUCGUGCCGUCCGUGGCCGCGCUCACGGCACUUACGGACGUGAGUGGUGAUGACGUGGCAGCGCCUCCGGUCGUCGUGCCAGUCAAGUUUACCCCGACGGACGAAUGGUUGCAAGGAUGGAAGAAGAAACUCCCGAUCAACACGUCGCUGCGGCUGCUCCAGUACCUCGUCCCGCAAUUGGAAGAUGCGUGUGAAGUGGCGUCCGGGGGCAGUCUGGAUGAAGCCGCGAUCCUCGUGUUCCUUCGAAGCACGACCAUGGUAUCGAUCUCUUUAUGACGAAGACAACACAUGGAAACAUGGGGUUGUUGUAGGUGGGGCUGCUGCCGGUGCCGCAUGCGAUUGUCAUUCGAAAGUACCAAACCAACCAGUUUACAAACCUGUGGUUCACGACAUUUACAUGGGGCGUGAUCUUUCUGCGCAACCAAGUGUUCCCGCUGUUUGACGGCGCGUCCAUUACGCUGUUCACGAUCAACGUGCUUUAGGGAAAAUUGGUUGUUUGGGUGAUAUCAUGGAGGACGUAAACCAUGAAAACACAGCGCCGUUCGUCCUCGAGUGUGUAUGUACAUGGAGGGUAAUCAUGGGAUGUACUUUUUCCCCAUGGUAUUUAAAUCUAGACGUUGUGUGCAUUGUUGAA